AUGACCAGUACGGGCGCAGGCAGACCAGGUCUGCUCAACUUCAGAGUCACGCACCCAGACGUCUUUACACACGGCAUCUGCGGCCGCAAAGACUGCUUCCGCGGCUCACCAGCGGCGGCAGACUGCGAGUUCCACGGCAACGCCGUCCGGGACAUCAUCAGGACACGGCGGGACCAGAGACGGGCCCGCUUACAACAACGGUGCCGGACGCACAGCACCGACGUGACGCCGACGGCUUCGGCGUCGACAAGUCGGAACGUCACGCCUCUGAAACGGCAGCCGAGCCAGAGCAGCAGCAAGCCGGAUAGCCCGCUAUCCUUCACCUCGUCCGAGUUCUCGGCCGAUUUCUCACCAAUCGUCUCGCCGCUGAUGGAGGAUCUCAUGCUGGAGGUCACGGAUGCCAUUGAGAGCAGCGGCCUGCCGCCCGAGCUUGCCAUGCCGCCGAGGCGGACGACGUCGGCGAUUAAUAUGGACGACAUAUUCAGAAUGAUUGACGAGGCUCAGAGGGAGUAUGAGAGCCUCGGCGAGUCACCUGUCACACAAGCAAGACCCAGAAACGAAAUGACCCGCGAGCCGCGCUGGAGCUGGGAGAGUCUGCUAGGCCCAUCAUGA
Molecule: messenger RNA, 612 nt
Organism: Colletotrichum orchidophilum
Lineage: Eukaryota; Fungi; Ascomycota; Sordariomycetes; Glomerellales; Glomerellaceae
Exons: 1
Coding region: 1-612 (203 amino acids)
Source: RefSeq, a predicted model, not a curated record